Molecule: messenger RNA, 2136 nt
Organism: Hylaeus volcanicus
Lineage: Eukaryota; Metazoa; Arthropoda; Insecta; Hymenoptera; Colletidae
Gene: CD98hc
Product: neutral and basic amino acid transport protein rBAT
Exons: 9
Coding region: 146-1990 (614 amino acids)
Biological process (GO): amino acid transport; carbohydrate metabolic process
Molecular function (GO): calcium ion binding
Source: RefSeq, a predicted model, not a curated record
AGUUCCAAGCUGUUCCAAGCAGUUCAGGGCAGGUAAGGUAUCGAGGAAGCUUCGCCAAGAGAGACAGGAUUUCUCACGUGUGUGGCAAAUCUCGCGUAAUCAGUGAUAUCGUUCGAAUACGUCCUUGAGAUCCGCACUGGUUGCAAUGGAGAGUGGGAGGUUGGAUUUAGAGAGUGUGGAGGCGAACGGUAUCGCGAAAGAAACCGCAGUUGUUGCCACGUACAAGACGCUCCCAGACGACGACGUGAACAGGCAACCUAGUACAGAGAAUAACGUGAUGGGGAAACCGAAUAACGAGAAUGAAGUCGACGAUGGGGUCCAUGAAAAAAUGCUCAAAGAGGAGAGCAAAGUCUCUCCCACGAAAGAAGCGACAGAUAUGAUAAAAUUUAUUUCUGAGAAUGGAGAUGCCAAGAUCGAUAUUGAAACAGUCAAACAGGCCCUUUCGGGAAUGGGCAAGGAAGAGCUGAUGAAAUUUGCUAAUGACCCAUUCUGGGUUAAAUUGAGAUGGUUUUUGUUCAUCACGUUUUGGUUGAUUUGGCUUGCCAUGUUGGCUGGUGCUAUAGCUAUUGUGGCAAUGGCACCGAAAUGCUCUGCACCCAAACCAAAGGAAUGGUGGGAAACUAGUCCUAUAGUGCAGUUAGAUCCUGCUGAAACAGGCAGUCAUAACUUGAGAGAAAUGGGAUCUUUAUUGGAUACUUUAAAGGAACAAAAUGUGGAUGCUAUCUCUCUUGCUUCUGUAAUUAAAGAAAGUGCAACAGGUGGAGUAGAAGACUUCACAGAUAUUAAACCACAAUUGGGAACAAUAAGCGAUCUGGAAGCUGUCAUAGAGGCUGCAAAAUAUAAGAAACAGUAUAUUAUUUUAGAACUGGAUCCAGUGCAUACAUCAACUGAACAUUCAUGGUUCAAACAAUCUAUAGAAAGAAAAGAUCCAUUCACAUCCUACUAUGUUUGGGCAGAUGGAAAGACAGCUGAUGGUAGACGUAGUCCACCUAACAAUUGGCUAAGCUUGUAUGGUGGAUCUGCAUGGGAAUGGAACGAACAAAGAGGACAGUAUUAUCUUCAUCACUUCAAUAAAACUCAACCUAAAUUGAAUUACAAUAAUCCAGCAGUAAUUGCAGAAUUUGCUGACGUUUUAAAGCAUUGGCUGAAGAUAGGCGUCAGUGGUUUCCGUUUAGCCAAUACACAAUAUUUAACCGAAGAUCCACAACUCCACGAUGAGUUCAGGAGCACUAUUCCUACCGAAGCAGAUAAUUAUGAUUCGUUGGUACACGCCUAUACGAGAGGUCGUCCAGAAAAUGCUGCAGUCUUGUCUACAUGGCAAGAAACAGUUUAUAAUGAAACCACCAAUACUGGGUUGUUCGCCCUUCAAGAUGAUAUUGGAACUGAUAUCUUACAAGUUUACAAUGAAAAAAAGAAAUUGAUUGAUAUCCCACAAAGUUCUCAAUUCCUUAUUACUGCUAAUAGUAGCAUAAACGCUACAACUUUGCAUAAAGGUUUCUCGCAAUGGCUCAACUUUACUUCUUGGCCUGCUUGGGAUCUUAACGGUAAAAAGAGUAGCUUGAGGCAGAGAAUGCCUGGUGAUAUAGCAGAUAGUUUGACGCUAAUGACGCUACUUUUACCUGGUACUCCGGUAUUGAAGUUGAACGAUACUUUAUCUGCAAAAGAGGCAUUCGCAACUCUGGCUAAAUCGCGACACAGUUCGACGUUCCUUUAUGGGGAGACAUCGUUUAAGACUGUUAAUGGAAGUGUAUUUGUCUACACAAGGUUAAAGAGUGGCAAUCCUGGCUACCUGGUAGCAUACCAAACAGCGGAGGAGCCUACUGUAGUAGACUUGUCCAUGAUACCACAAAUUUCAGAAGAAGUUAGCGUAGUUGCACAUAGUCCUAACUAUGUACAAGAUGGUGAUACGAUAAGGACAAAGCUGCCCUCUAACAAGGUUCCUAUAUCAGCUAAGAGCACGGUCGUUCUAACGUUUGUGCCAAAGAAUUAAAUUAAUCGUAGCGUACGAAACAUUCUACUUAUUAAAAAUAAUCUCUCGUAUGUUAUCUCGAAUAAUGGCAUUUAUGUAUUAAAUGCAGUCAUGUAUUACUUUUGUGAACUGCAAGUGUGCACGUAUAAUUAAAUGUGAUGCAAGAA